Molecule: messenger RNA, 4458 nt
Organism: Triticum turgidum subsp. durum (durum wheat)
Lineage: Eukaryota; Viridiplantae; Streptophyta; Magnoliopsida; Poales; Poaceae
Source: the annotation of a GenBank genome assembly
AUGGCGCAGCAGCGGAGAUCAGCUCGUACCGCGCUGCGCGGCUCCAUGGCAGGCCCAAAGCCGCUUUUAUCUGCCUGCAAAAGUGUCGUGUUUUUGGCUUCCAUUUCGACAACGCGGAGGCAGAUGGACGCGGAGGCGGUGAGGACCACUCCUCCGUGCGCGGCUCAGACGCAGGACUCCCCCAUGAGGCCACAGGUGCCCAGGUUCUACUACAAGAAGAGGCCUGCAGGCCACAACAGAACUGGCAAGGAUGAUAGCAGCCCCAAGAUCCAACCGCCCAGCUCGCCCGUGAGCAGGCAGAGCCUGUCAACCUCUGCCAUCCCCACCUAUCAUGCUGCAGGAGGGUUCUACGAGAUCGACCACGGCAUGCUGCCCCCCAAAUCUCCAAUCCAUCUCAAGUCCAUACGCGUGGUUAAGGUGAGCGAGUACACGAGCCACGACAUCACUGCGCCGGCGGUCACCUCCUGCCUCCUCGCCACCCUCAAGUGCGAUGGCACCGGGUGGGGCGUGCGGCGCCGCGUCAGGUACAUUGGCCGGCAUCGCGAUGUUGCCAAGGAGACCAGCAUCGGCGGCUACGAAACAGAGGCCAGCGUCAAGGAGCUGCAGCGCCCGGCGCAGGAAGAUGACAGGAGGAGGAGCUCAAUCAGAGCCAAGAGGAAGCGGGAAGAAGCAGAGGGAAGCAAGGACAAGCCCGGCAACCCGGCGAAGAAGAAGAAAAGCAAGGCAUACAAGAGCCCCAAGAAGCAGAAGAGGCGCCACGUGGAGUCAAGAGACGGCGACCCUCGGCGCGGCAAGGACCGGUGGUCGGCCGAGCGGAACAUGGAGCAGCUGAGUUCUAACAUGGUGGAGCUGGGCAAGGAAGCGAAAUCUGAGGCUGAAAGAGCUUACAGUUCAUGGAAGGAAAAGUACCAGAAGGUGGUUAAGGCAAAUGAAAAGCUAGAGAAGCAGGUGUCGUCUUUGAAGGACACCUACGAGAAUGUGGUUCAGAAACACAGUAAGUUAAAGAAGGAGGUGCGGUCACUGAAGGAUAAGUAUGACUUUGUAGUUGAAAAGAAUGAUAAGCUGGAGGAGCAGAUGGCUUCUCUCUCUAGCUCCUUCCUGUCUUUGAAGGAGCAAUUUCUGUUGGCAGAGAAGCUGAAGAGUAGUGGAAUGGAGGAGGUGGCUGUUGUGGGACAGAACGAGGGCAGGCGGGCGCUAGACUUUGGUGGUGGUGAGCAGAGCCAGAGCCAGAGCCAGAUCAGGCAGCGUUCAGAUGUUACCGCCGUCGAGAAGAGGACGGCGAGGAAGAGCAGCUUCCGCAUCUGCAAGCCACAGGGCACGUUCCUGUGGCCAAGCAGCGGCGGCAGGGACAUGAGCGGGAGCGGGGGAGGCAGCAGCGGCAUCAGCAUGGACCACCACCAGCUCCCCCGCAUCGGCCGUGCCACGGCAGUUGAGGUGGUGAUGGCGGAGGAGCAGGCGAUGCUGGGGGCGGGGGACUACUUCUCCACGCCGCCAUCGGCGUCCUCCACCACCAACGCCGGCAAGCUGCUGGCCCUGCCCAGCCCCAGGUCACCCCUCCAGCCACAGCCUCUCUUCACCGUCCCGGCCUUGCACCCCUUCGCCGGCCUCACCUUGCGCCACAUGGUCUCCUCCGCCGCGCGCCUCUCCGACUCGGCGCUCAUCCUCGUCGACGCCGUCGAGGGCGUCCACAUCCAGACCCACGCCGCGCUGCGCCAGGCCUUCCUCGAGCGCCUCCGCCCCUGCCUCGUCCUCAACAAGCUCGACCGCCUCAUCACCGAGCUCCACCUCACCCCCGCCGAGGCCUAUACGCGCCUGCACCGCAUCCUCGCCGACGUCAACUCCAUCUACUCCGCGCUGCGCUCGCACUCCUACUUCUCCGUCCUCGCGUCCCUCGAGGACCAACCGUCCUCCAGCUCGUCAGCCUCGCCGGACGAUCUCCCGGACGAUGCUGAUGACGACGAGGAGGACGCCUUCCAGCCCCAAAAGGGCAAUGUCGUCUUCGCCUGCGCCCUCGAUGGCUGGGGCUUCCGCAUCCACCACUUCGCAGAGUUGUACGCCACCAAGCUUGGCGCCAGCGCCUCUGCUUUGCUGAGAGGGUUUUGGGGGCCGCGAUACUUGGACAAAAAGGUGGAUAAGAAGGGUAAGAAGAAUUUUAUGAUUGUGGGAAAGAAGGCGGUGGAGGGUACUGACCGGGAGCCCAUGUUUGUGGAGUUCAUUCUGAAGCCCCUAUGGAAAUUGUAUGAGGGAGUACUGGGGCAGGACGGGGAGAUAGUUCAGAAGGUCAUUAACAACUUCAAAUUGAACAUUCCGCAGCGGGAGCUGCAGAACAAGGACCCAAAGUUAGUUUUGCAGUCUGUGAUGAGCCGGUGGCUGCCGCUGGCAGAUGCAGUGAUGGCAAUGGUGGUCGAAUGCACUCCUGACCCUGUUGUCGCUCAAGGGGCCAGGGUUGCAAGGCUUAUGCCAAAGAGGGAGCUUGCAGCAGAGGAUGCUGCUGAUUGCGCUGAGGUUUUCUUGGAGGCAGAGAGGGUGAGAAGGUGUGUGGAGACCUGUGACGCGGGUGCAGAUUCACCGGUGGUGGUGUAUGUGUCCAAGAUGUUUGCGGUGCCAUGUAAGAUGUUACCACCGAAGGGGGUGCACGGUGAGUUGUUGAACCACCAGGAUGCAAGUGAAUCAGAGGAGUGUUUUAUGGCAUUUGCGAGAGUGUUCAGCGGGGUUCUUCAUGCAGGGCAGAAGGUUUUUGUGCUGUCGGCAUUGUACGAUCCACUGAAAGGGGAUGCAGUGCAGAAGCAUGUACAGGAGAUUGAGCUGCAAUACUUGUAUGAAAUGCUGGGACAGGGCUUGAGGCCAGUUGCCAGUGUGAGUGCUGGGAAUGUGGUUGCAAUUCAGGGCCUUGGGCAGCAUAUAUUGAAGAGUGCCACAUUGUCAUCCACCAAGAAUUGCUGGCCCUUCUCAAGUAUGAUGUUCCAGGUGUCUCCGAUGCUUAAGGUUGCAAUUGAGCCCGCCAACCCGACGGAUCUGGGAGCUCUUGUUAAAGGGAUCAAGCUUCUUAACCGAGCAGACCCAUUUGUUGAGUACACUGUCACGCACAGGGGUGAACAUAUCCUUGCCGCAGCUGGGGAGGUUCAUUUGGAGCGGUGCAAAAAGGAUCUGGAGGAAAGGUUUGCAAAGGUUAAAUUGGUCGUUUCGGACCCCCUGGUCUCCUUUAAAGAGACGAUCGAAGGAGAAGGUGCUGGCUUAUUGGAAGGCUUGAAGGCUCCGCAUGCAUUUGUUGAGAGGACUACUCCAAACGGGAGAUGCACUGUGAGAGUUCAGGUCCUAAGGCUUCCCAAUGCUCUGACCAAGGUCCUCCAAGAAAGUGAUCAAUUGCUUGGUCAAAUAAUGGAGGGGAAAACAGCAAAGAGGAAUGUAAUGUCAAACCCACAAAUUUCUCAAGAUGAUUGUGAUUCUGUUGCGAUGCUUAGGCAGCGCAUGGUCAGUGCCAUAGACAGUGAAUUGGAAGCCAUUUCUGAGCAAGUGGAUAAGGAAAAACUUCAGAAGUGUAGAAAGACAUGGCUUGGGUACCUCAAAAGGAUCUGGUCCUUGGGUCCUUGGCAGGUUGGCCCAAACUUCCUUCUCUUGCCUGAUGUUGAAUCAAGUGAUGGUGUGAUAACCAUGGAAGAUGGAAGGCAAGGUAUUCUUGUGCGUGGUAGAGCAGAUUUUUCUGAGAGAUUGGGGUUUGUGAGUGGAUCUGAUGCUGAAGCUAACCAUACUCCUGACAGCACUAAAUCAUCAGCAGAUACUCCUGAAUCGUUACAUCUAGAAUCUGUGGCACUAAGGAACAGCAUUCUUUCAGGAUUUCAGUUUGCCACGAAUGCAGGGCCUUUAUGUGAUGAACCAAUGUGGGGUCUGGCAUUUAUCAUUGAGCCUUACAUAUUUGCUGACAACUCUGAUGCUGCCCAUCAAUCUGAUCAAUACAACAUCUUCAGUGGCCAAGUAAUAACUGCAGUUAAAGAAGCAUGCCGAGCAGCCGUUCUUCAGAACAACCCAAGGCUUGUCGAAGGCAUGUAUUUCUGUGAAUUGACCACCCCGACUCAGCAACUAGGUUCAACAUAUGCAGUUCUUGGUAGGAGACGAGCGAAGAUUUUGAAAGAAGAGAUGCAAGAAGGGACUUCAGUAUUUACAGUGCACGCUUACUUGCCUGUUGCCGAGAGCAUUGGAUUUUCUAGUCAGCUCAGGACCUUAACAUCAGGUGCAGCCAGUGCGCUGCUUGUUCUUAGCCACUGGGAUGCUAUUCAGGAGGACCCUUUUUUCAUCCCAAAGUCACAGGAGGAGAUUGAAGAAUUUGGAGAUGGGGCAAGCAUUGGGCCAAACUUGGCUAAGAAGCUUAUGAAUUCUGUGAGGCGGAGGAAAGGAUUGCAUGUUGAAGAGAAAGUUGUGGAGCAUGGCACGAAACAGCGAACUCUCUCUAGGAAAACAUAG